GGGCCUGGGCUCCUUGGCUGAGCACUAUUACAUAUUCGAACUCCACGAGCGACUAGCCUGCUUUCCCUUAGACUUGCACAAGCACAUCCUCAACCUCUCAUUAAUAUGCCUCGCCCUGAAGCGUUGUUUUUACAUGGAGUCGCUGUGGGCGUGAUGACAUACGGUUUUAUUAGCCUCAGAACACUACCCAUGGAUGGCUGGAUUCGAGCACAGAAGGGAGGGCACUUUCAAUUUCUGACUAUACAAGGGCUAGCUGUCGCUUGGUUUACCAUGGUCCUAAACCUUGGCUGUGAUUUGCUGCCUUCAUUCGCCGCCCUUCGCGCAGUCAAGCGUGCUUCCCUCAUGAUGGCUCUUCCUCUCACAUUUGUGAUAUCCGCAGUGUACUGGUCACUCCUGUUGUUUUUCCCAUCAUUGAUUCUACAACGCCAGCUUCCGGGACUAUCUGAGCCAUCUUCUUCGUCGACCCUCCCUGCACUGGCACGGAUUCCUCUUGACAUAGAUUUCUCUCUCCAUCUCGCUCCUGUUGUCACCCUCCUUGCAGACUUUGUUUUCUUCGAGAAGAAAUAUACCAAAAAGCAAGUUCAAAUCGGCUCACCACUCGCCGUCCUCGCCUGUGGAACAUGGUAUGCCUGCUGGGUAGAAUAUUGCGCUAGUUAUAAUCAUACAUUCCCAUACCCUUUCCUGACAGAGAACCCAUUUAACAUCCGCGUUGGCAUUUAUAUAUUCGUGUCCUUCCUUGCUUGGAGCUGUUUCCGCCUCAUGAACGCGCUCCAUCCUUAGAGGGUUAUACCAUCCUUAUACCUUCGUGUAGAGCUGGGUGUUAACAACAGAACGUCAAUGUUCCACAUAAUAGGCGGGGCUCAGUACGGUAGAUUGUCGAAAUGUGAUAAUAGUGCACAUCUUGUUAUGAGCAGUAUAAACCGUUGGUGAACCCAACGGGAAGUUUGUCCGUUUUUCCUCGUUGUUUUAGAACCAAUAUAUUUCGGA
Messenger RNA from Suillus subaureus, 987 nucleotides. RefSeq names its product FAR-17a/AIG1-like protein. Bases 106 to 780 code for a protein of 224 amino acids. The record is from RefSeq and is a predicted model, not a curated record. Gene Ontology annotation, cellular component: membrane; endomembrane system. NCBI's taxonomy places the organism in Eukaryota, Fungi, Basidiomycota, Agaricomycetes, Boletales, Suillaceae. The transcript is spliced from 5 exons.